Physeter macrocephalus (sperm whale) is the source of this 1269-nucleotide messenger RNA. It is a transcript of the gene GPRC5B, whose product is annotated as G protein-coupled receptor class C group 5 member B. Lineage: Eukaryota; Metazoa; Chordata; Mammalia; Artiodactyla; Physeteridae. Bases 142 to 1269 code for a protein of 375 amino acids. Gene Ontology annotation, cellular component: signaling receptor complex; plasma membrane; extracellular exosome. The record is from RefSeq and is a predicted model, not a curated record. The transcript has 2 exons. Gene Ontology annotation, molecular function: protein kinase activator activity; G protein-coupled receptor activity; protein kinase binding. Gene Ontology annotation, biological process: G protein-coupled receptor signaling pathway.
CAGCGGCUCGCGAGUGCGAUGCAGUGAGGCCGGACGGGCGGGCGCGCUGGGCUGGGGACACGGCUGCGCUGCAGAGAUGUGACUCGGGCCGAGGGCCAGCAGGAGCAUCGGCGCUGCGGGGCCGCGGGGGUCGAGAGAAAGAUGAGAACCCAGCAGGUGCUCGCUUUCCUCCUGCUCUUCGUGAUUGCCUUCGGGGCCUCUGAGAACACCAGCACGUCCCGGGGCUGCGGGCUGGACCUCCUCCCGCAGUACGUGUCCCUGUGCGACCUGGACACCGUCUGGGGCAUCGUGGUGGAGGCCGUGGCGGGGGCGGGCGCCCUGAUCACACUGCUCCUGAUGCUUAUUCUCCUGGUGCGCCUGCCGUUCAUCAAGGACAAGGAGAAGCACCCCGUGGGCCUCCACUUCCUCUUCCUCCUGGGGACCCUGGGCCUCUUCGGCCUGACGUUCGCCUUCAUCAUCCGGGAGGAUGAGACCAUCUGCUCCGUCCGCCGGUUCCUCUGGGGCGUCCUCUUCGCGCUCUGCUUCUCCUGCCUGCUGAGCCAGGCGUGGCGCGUGCGGAGGCUGGUGCGCCACGGCAAGAGCCCGUCGGGCUGGCAGCUGGUGGGCGUGGCCCUGUGCCUGAUGCUCGUGCAGGUCAUCAUCGCCAUCGAGUGGCUGGUGCUGACCGUGCUGCGCGACGAGAAGCCGGCCUGUGCCUACGAGCCGAUGGACUUCGCCAUGGCCCUCAUCUACGACAUGGUACUGCUCGUGGCCACCCUGGGGCUGGCCCUCUUCACGCUGUGCGGCAAGUUCAAGAAGUGGAAGCAGAACGGGGUCUGCAUCUUGGUCACGGCCUCCCUCUCCGUGCUCAUCUGGGUGGCCUGGAUGACCAUGUACCUCUUCGGCAACGUGGAGCUGCGGCAGGGAGACGCCUGGGGAGACCCCACCUUGGCCAUCACGCUGGUGGCCAGUGGCUGGGUCUUCGUCAUCUUCCAUGCCAUCCCAGAGAUCCACUGCACCAUCCUGCCCGCCCCGCAGGAGAACGCACCCAACUACUUCGACACGUCGCAGCCGAGGAUGCGGGAGACGGCGUUUGAGGAGGACGUGCAGCUGCCGCGGACCUACAUGGAGAACAAGGCCUUCUCGAUGGAUGAGCACAAUGCAGGUAAAGUGGGCACGGCCCCGUUGGGUCAGGCUGUUCUUCGCAAAAGCGCUCUCUCCUUUUUCUCCACUGGGGAUCGGUGGUCCUGGGGACGGUCCUGGCAGAUCAGAGCCUACAGACAUUGCUGA